Messenger RNA from Chroicocephalus ridibundus (black-headed gull), 5616 nucleotides. RefSeq names its product WSC domain containing 1 (gene WSCD1). The record is from RefSeq and is a predicted model, not a curated record. The transcript has 9 exons. Bases 1452 to 3185 code for a protein of 577 amino acids. Gene Ontology annotation, molecular function: sulfotransferase activity. NCBI's taxonomy places the organism in Eukaryota, Metazoa, Chordata, Aves, Charadriiformes, Laridae.
CACAGCCAGGCGGGCGCUGGGUCUGACACGACCGACCCGCACUCUCAGCGCAGGGAGAACGGGGGUCCCAUAACUGCACCCCGUUUUGGCUGCAAGAGACAAAUCCCCACACGUCUGAUUUCAAUAUGCAAAGACUGGGGGGUGCUUCAAAACCACACGCAGUUAGAAGUGUGCAGCCUGCUCCCAUCUAAAUGCAGAUGGCUUUAAGAAUAAUUAUAAAUUGAUCAAUCUCCAUGUGAACCAGUAGCAGAAAGGAGCCCGUACGUGCAGGGAAGACAGCAGAGCAGAGCAGCCAGUCCUGAGGACACCGAGCAAACUGCCUUUCAGCUCUCACAUUUAUAAAUAAUUUACUCCUAUCCACCUGUGCCCAGAAUAACAAUUUGCUGCCUGAAAUCUCCAAGCCGGUGCCGGGAGCUGCCGGGGACUCGCUUUCCCGGGACCCUCUGGACCUGUUGGGAAGGGGCCCGGGUCUCCAGAGGGAUCUGCCCCUAGUGGGAAGAGGCACCGAGAAACAAACACAGGAGCAUCCGUUCAGCUGAUCGCAUUAGUCUUCCCGCUGCUGCCGCCGCCGCUUCAAGAUCUGCCUAUGCAGCCAUCCGUGCAUUUAGACAAAUAUAUAGAGAGAGACGGAGUGUAUGGGCAGGUCUGGAAACGUCUGUAGCUGCGGAAGGCUGCAGAGCGGCAGACGUAAAGGAGCGGCUGUUUCCCGACCAGCGGGAGCGUUAUGAAACACGAGUGUAGCAGCUGUGGCUGAGGAUUUUGGCAGCGCAGCGCUGAGGCUGCUGCGAUCCCGCCUGUUGGCGCAGGAGGCCAUGGAGGGUUUCUCCGUCGCCAGCCCCUGCAGGGCGCAGGACCCCGGCCCCCCGGCCCGCUGAGCCGCAGGCACCCCGUCGAGGGACCGCGGCGGCCAGCAGGGAGCUGUGCGGGGCGGUGCAGGCGCGGGGUUAGUCGCUGGCACCAACAUCUGGAGGGAGCAAGUGCCGCGCAGAGCACGGGGGGUGCUCGGGAGGAUUAGGGCUCUGCGCGCCGGAGCGGGAGGCAGAGGAGGAUUAGCGGGGAAGGGCAGAGGGAGCAGGAUUUAUCAGCUUUUCAGAUAUGCGUUACAGCUUUUUAUAAUAUUUCACUGGAUUGUCUAGGACUUUGCCUGGCUACAACAGCAGUUCCUCGACCAUAAAAGAAAGGUUUCAGCAUCGGCUGUUGGGCGGCUUGGCCGAGCAGGACGAUGGCAUCGCCCCGGGUGCGUGCGGAGCCCCGGGGCCAGCUGGGCGCCUGAGGACAGUGGCUGUGCCCCCCCAGGCUGCUCCCUCUGCUGUGGCCGUCCGAGGAGAAGGCUUGUCGUCAGGAGAAGGCACCGAAGUGAUGGGCUGAACUUAUGGGAGGAACCAGCGCCCGGCCAGGCGCAGAUUCAGGGGCCCGUCGGGAGGCGUGAAGGGCCCAGUUUCAGUAAGGGCAUGGCCAAAGCUUUCUUCAGGCUACAGAAGUUUCUCCGUCGGACCCAGUUUCUGCUCUUCUUCCUCACAGCAGCUUACCUGAUGGCUGGCAGCCUCCUGCUGCUACAGCGGACCCGCUUGGUUAUCCAGCAAGGUUCGCGUGGGACCUCUGCUAAUCAGGCCCUGCCGGUGCCGGAGGGGAUGGCUGGGGUCGGUAUCGCAGACCCCCGGACGCUGCAAAACCCCCGCCCCAGUCCCAGGCUGCUGGUGGGCAUGGACGCCAUGCAGGAGCCAGCCCUGGACCAGCGGCACGGCCCGCGGUGGCUUGUGUCCCGCAACUCGGAGCUCAGGCAGCUGAGAAGAAGGUGGUUUCACAGGUUCAUCAGCGACCAGGAGCCCAUGCAAACAGCGGGAUUUAAAGCGAUGAAGCACACUGCUGAGCACCAAGGCACCUACGUGGGAUGCUUCAGCGAUGAUUCAAGGGAGAGGACGCUGAAGGGAGCUGUGUUUUAUGACUUAAGAAAGAUGACAGUAUCUCACUGUCAGGAAGCUUGUGCUGAGAGGGCUUACACCUACGCGGGCCUGGCGUACGGAGCAGAGUGCUACUGCGGGAACACGCUCCCGGCGACCACCUCGAAGCCCGAGGAGUGCAACAGCGAGUGCAAGGGGGAAAAGGGCUCCGUCUGCGGCGGGGUGAACCGUCUCUCCGUCUACAGGGUGGAGGAGCUGCGGGCAGGAGCGAGACGACGGAGGAAUGUUAUCUAUCGAGGAUGUUUUAGAGCUCCAGAAAAUUUAACAGACACCUUUCCAGCCUCUUUGAUACAGCCCAAUUUGACGGUGGAGAUGUGCUCUGAAUUUUGCUCCAAGAAAGAGUUUCCCUUGGCAGUCAUCCGAGGGCGGGAGUGCUACUGCGGCUUCCCCACCGGGCGCUUCUCGCUGCACGACGGCGCAGACGGGCAGCUCUGCAGCAGGACGCACAACGCCAGCAGCGCCGCCCAGGGAAAAUACUGCCUGGUCUAUCAGACUCCGGUGCAAGACACCCGCUGUACGGACAGGAAAUUCUUAACCACCAAAUCCAAAGUGUUCGUUGCUUUGUCCAGCUUUCCUGGGGCUGGGAAUACAUGGGCUCGCCACCUGAUAGAGCACGCCACGGGAUACUACACGGGAAGCUAUUACUUCGAUGGAGCCCUCUACAACAAAGGUUUUAAAGGAGAAAAAGACCACUGGAGAAGUAGAAGGACCAUCUGUGUGAAAACACAUGAAAGCGGCAAGACAGAGAUUGAAAUGUUCGACUCGGCAAUCCUGUUGAUAAGGAACCCGUUCAAGUCCCUGAUGGCGGAGUUCAACAGGAAAUACGCCGGGCACCUGGGCUACGCCACUGACCGCAACUGGAAGAGCAAAGAGUGGCCGGAUUUCGUGAACAGCUAUGCCUCCUGGUGGGCCUCCCACGUCCUGGACUGGCUGAGGUAUGGGAAGCACCUGCUCGUCGUCCACUACGAGGACCUAAAGCAGAACCUCAUCCCCAAGCUGAGGGAAAUGGUGGAGUUUCUGAAUAUGACAGUGACAGAGGAUCGACUGCUCUGUGUCGAGAACAACAGGGAUGGGAAUUUCAAGCGGUCUGGUGCUAAGCAAAAGGAUUUUGAGCCAUUCACCCAGGAAAUGAAAGAUCUUAUCAACAGAUACAUCCUGACAGUGGACGAAGCCCUGAGGGCAAGAAACUUCACAGGGCUGCCCAGAGAGUAUGUGCCAAGAUGAUAGCCUGGUAGCACUCUGCUGUGUUUAAAAAUAAAAUAAUUUUUUCUUAAAAAAAAAAAAAAAAGAAAAAAGACCAGAGCUUUAUAGCAGCUAAGGCAAAGAUACUUGUGGAGUCUGCUGAGCAAUGCAAAUUCUCUCCACUCUUGGAUGUUCUUCAGGGCACUAAGUGCUCCAGAAGGCAAGCAACAAAGGAUGGAAAUUGGGUUAUAAACCAAGGCAAAAAGCUAUUAGCGUCUACCUGUGCGUGCCCCUCCCUGCACAAACAGCUCAGAACUUCCCAGCAGAGCAUCCCCGCUUCUGCAGCGCCUUCUUGCCCGCGCUGCUGUCACAGACCUGCCAGGGGCUGCUUGGGCUUUCACAGCAACUGCACUGGACAUACAUAAAGGGGGCUGGUGCGGGGGGUGAAGUCUUAAUACUGAUAAACAAUUUUCAUCUAAGCAUUUAAGAAAAUCAGUUGCUUUCUUCUUCGUAUAGCACACUAGCUUCCUUCUCCCAGGUUUGCUAGGCAGGUCACCUGCCACAGCAGCGUCAGAGGUUUUCUUGGGGCUGAAAAGCCCUGGUGGGCAAAGGUACCCCGGGUGCUGGGCAGAGAGAUGCUUCAGGACCAACCCCAGGCUUCCCUGCAGGAACAGCAUGGCCCAGGGCCGCGUGAGCUCCACAGCGCAGUGGGUGGCUGCAGCAUCUCCCCAUGGUGAGGUGCACAGCUGGGGAUCCAUAGGAGAAAACAGAAAUUCAGCAUGGUCAGGGAUGGAAAUCCCUGGGUGUCACCAGUCCCAAGACCUGGCCCGAGAGCCAUGGAGGAGGCCCCAGAGGGGUGGGAGAGGAGGAGCUGCCGCCCCCGCCAGGACCUCGGCAAGAGUUUCUGUGCCUCCAUCCCUGCGCCUGUAGAGUCACAGUAGGGCUGGGGAGACACCGGGGCCAAAUGUCACCGUGCUUGGUGCUGGAAGCGGUCACAGCCAGGGAGCACUGACACGAGCCCCGAGCACCUGGGGAGCAGAAGGGAUGAGCCCCAGCCCUGGCAGGAUCCUGCCUUCCCUCCACCCGUGGAGGGAGGCUGAGGCAGUCCAACCUCAAAAACGUUAAGCUACUUAUUGCUGCUCUCUGGAGCCACCCCCGGCAGCGACGGUGCUUUAUUUCUAACUCACUGCAGUUCCCUGCGGUUUGUUUCAUCCUGCGCUGGGCCAUGUGUGUGGUGCGGAGGGAGUGCCCUGCUGCGAGAUGCUUUUGUUCACGUGAAAUAAAGGAUUCCUUAAAAACUUGAGUGAAAAUACUACUUUUAAUAAAACAAAGUUUAUCCAACCCAAGCCAUUCCAUGAGUCUAUGAUAUAAAGGGAGCUGGACUUCCUCUGCAUGUGUAUUAUUGACACUUUAAAAGAAAACAGAGGACAUGGAGCACACUUUGGCCCAAGUCUUUCCCUGCUUGUGCUCCACACGUGGCUUGUCUUUGUGCUACGGUCCUCCCGGCUGGUGAGGGGCUCUCCUGGCCCCAUCGCUGCUCCCCAGUUCCUCCCCGGCACCAAAGCCCCAGGGAAGUGGUGCGGGAUUGCGGUUGACGGAGCUGGGUCACAAGGAAAGCCAAAAAUCUCCUUUUGUUUACGCAAGCGGCACAGCUUGAAGAAAAGCAACUGAGUUGGGAUGCUGCAAGUCCACAUAAAGGCAAGUGGGAAGAAUUUUAAAAAAGGGCUUUCUUUCAAUAGCAAAAAAUGGUCAUAUUUCUAAAACAAUACACGCACUGGCCUUCAAAUCAGCAAAUCCUGACCUGCUUAUCCUUCCUUCUCUUCAUGGGGUUCUCUCUAAGUAGAGGAUAUCCCAAAGUAACAUAACAUUUUAGACCCUCACAGAUUGCAAGCUGCCAGGUGAACCUCUCCAUGUGCCCGGACGGGUGAAGCAACAGUCAGAGGAUCGAGAGGACAGAAGAUUCUGAAGCAACAGACUGUUACAUCCAAUACAGAUUUUGGACCAAGUUUUACUGGGACUCCUCCGCUUCAUGCCAGGUCAGGGAAUAACACUAGAAAUAAAUCUACUAAAAAUCAGCCAAAUUAAGUUGUAUUUGGGACUGUCACGCAGUAGAAGCCUAUUAGCGAAUGUUAGGUUUUAUUGAAUUAUUUCUCCCCCUGCAUCCAUUUUAAUGAAAUAUAGGGGCGGAUGAAGAAAACUGCUAAAAAAAACCCAAGCAAUUUCCCCUGCAGGGAAGGUUUCCUACACUCAACAAGCUCUAAGCUUCAUGGUUAUCACACUGAGCUUUAAUUAACCAGGAUGUUUUAGUCAAAAAAAAAAUAAGCUAUCGUGCCAUUAAAAGCCAUGUUGAUGUUCAUUCCACGUAUAUUUCCCUUCUUAUUUUGUAUUCGAUAGUAGCAUAUUAGACAUGGAAACAUGCAUGCAAUUCCCUCAAGCUUUCAGUUUUCUUCAGGAAGUUAAGGCUAUGAUGAGU